AUGUUUUUCUUGUAUCUUCUCGUAGGUCUUGUUGCUGCUAGGCCAUAUACAAGAAAGGAAAUUGCAUUCAUUACACUCACAGUGCUUGCAGGUAUUGUAUGCGGAAUUUUAGUUUUUCUUGGAAUUUAUUUCGGAAUCAAGUUUUUGAUUCACUUACAUCGCAAAAAUAGAGAAGCAGCUCUACCAGAAGGGUUUAUUGCAGACGUUGAAGAACCUCCACCAGCAUAA
Trichomonas vaginalis G3 is the source of this 228-nucleotide messenger RNA. RefSeq lists its product as uncharacterized. Bases 1 to 228 code for a protein of 75 amino acids. The transcript has a single exon. NCBI's taxonomy places the organism in Eukaryota, Parabasalia, Trichomonadida, Trichomonadidae. The record is from RefSeq and is a predicted model, not a curated record.